This is a messenger RNA of Populus nigra (black poplar), 1210 nucleotides long. Its product is annotated as protein MIZU-KUSSEI 1-like. Gene Ontology annotation, biological process: hydrotropism. The record is from RefSeq and is a predicted model, not a curated record. Bases 293 to 1084 code for a protein of 263 amino acids. NCBI's taxonomy places the organism in Eukaryota, Viridiplantae, Streptophyta, Magnoliopsida, Malpighiales, Salicaceae. The transcript has a single exon.
CUUUAUAUUGGUCACCUCCUGACACUAUCAUCAUCUUGUCGGCCUCUUUAAUCUCCCAUUUCUCCUCCUCUCCCCUCCCUAAACCCCAAACUUCCCUCUCCCCUACGCAAAAUCAAUCCAUCCUGUUCUCUUUGAUUCAGUAUCUCCUUCCAUAACCUCCCUUUUUCUAUCAAAUCUAUAUUAUCUAUCUUCAAUUCUUGUUCAAGCUAGCUCCUUGGAUUCAAAUCCUGACUAGUUUUUCCUUCUUUCUUUCUUUUUUCUUCACUCCUUUCUGAAACUGAAUUAAUUAACCAUGAAACACCAACAGAUUAGCCUCGAAAGAAAUAGUAGCUGCAGCAGAAGCACAGGAAAAAUAAUCCCAUCAAACUACAUGAGAUCAAUCCCUGAACAAGAAGAUCAUCACUCUCAAAUCUCUUUACGACGCCUUAAUAAUACCAAAAUCAAUUCAAGGUUUACUUGUUUUUUUAGUUCAAUUUUCAAGAUUCUAUCUUUCCCAAAUAUACUCUUCCCUACAGCCUGUAAAUGGCUAUCAAUCCCAACUCAGAACCUGUCCAUAACCCCUUCUCUUGGCCGGAAAGUCACUGGAACCAUCUUUGGAAACCGCCAUGGCCAUGUCAACUUCGCGGUCCAGGAUGACCCGGUUUCUGAACCGGUCUUAUUACUCGAGCUUCCGAUGUCUACGGCAAUGUUAGUUAAGGAAAUGUCGUCAGGUUUGGUCAGGAUCGCCCUGGAAUGUGAUAAGGUUCGUGCUCCUCAGGUUCAGACAGGCCGGCAGGGGAAGCUGUUUAAUGAACCAACAUGGACUAUGUAUUGUAAUGGAAGGAAGUGUGGGUACGCCGUGUCGCGGAGGUGCACAUAUUCUGAUCAGUACGUGUUUGGAACCGUUAAGAGUGUUUCGGCUGGCGCUGGGGUUAUUCCGGUGAUGGAGGAUGGGCGUAAGAGCGACGGUGUAGACGGUGAGUUGAUGUAUAUGAGGGCUAAGUUUGAGCGAGUUGUAGGGAGUCGUGACUCAGAGGCAUAUUAUAUGAUGAAUCCUGAAGGAAAUGGAGUGCCUGAACUCAGUAUAUUUUUACUAAGAAUAUGAGAAGAAACAAAGACUUUGUUUUCGUGAUUUAUUGUUAUUAGGUAAUGUAAGGUGAAGAUGCUUGUUUAAUUAAUUAAUUAGUGACUUGUACGAUGCUUGGUUUAUAUUUGAUUUUCUUUCUCUGUA